This is a messenger RNA of Aspergillus caelatus, 2076 nucleotides long. RefSeq names its product bifunctional terpene synthase/polyprenyl synthetase family protein. Lineage: Eukaryota; Fungi; Ascomycota; Eurotiomycetes; Eurotiales; Aspergillaceae. The coding region runs from base 1 to 2076 and encodes 691 amino acids. Gene Ontology annotation, molecular function: prenyltransferase activity. The transcript is spliced from 9 exons. The record is from RefSeq and is a predicted model, not a curated record. Gene Ontology annotation, biological process: isoprenoid biosynthetic process.
AUGGAACAAACACUCUCGAACUUUGAGGACGACACGUCGUAUCGUGUUGAGCGCUCGGCGCCGGAUAUUGAAGGCUUCUGUCAUCACUAUGCCAUGCGCCAGCACAAGUACGAGGAGAAAGCAAACCUAGGAUCCCUCCAAUGCCGGGCAGACUGGGUCAAGUAUAUCGGUCCGAUCGAGAGAUGGGGAAGCUGCAAUCCUUACGAAGGGCAUUUCGGCUCUGUGGUCCUACCGCUGUGCAAGCCAGAGAGACUUGCAAUCAUUAGUUAUAUCUUCGAGUAUGCCUUCUUGUAUGAUAAUGUCGUUGAGUCAUCUGCCAAAGCAACGUUGAACACGCAUGCAGAUAAUAUUGGCCUCGACGAAACGGAGUACCGCACCGUACGAUCGGUGUCAGGAACGAAACAGAUUCAGUCCAAGAUGAUGCUUGAACUCCUCUCCAUUGAUCCAGUGUGUGCAGAAGUUGUUCUUGACGCUUGGAAAACGAUGAUCGCGACAACUGCGAAGCACGAUAAAGCAAAGCCGUUCAGUAAUAUGGAGGAAUAUGUGGACUACCGAAUCAUUGACACCGGGGCACCCUUUGUCGAUACAUUGAUGCGUUUUGGCAUGGGCAUCCUGUUGACAGAGGAAGAGAUCAAGACAGUUGCCCCCAUUGUCAAACAUUGUUAUGCGGCGCUAGGUUUAGCGAACGACUACUUCUCAUUCGACGUCGAGUGGAAGGAAUUCCAGGAGAGAGACUCCGACGAAGGUGGCAUGACGAACGCCGUCUGGCUGUUUAUGCAGUGGAACAAUGUCGAUAUUGCAACGGCGAAGAGACUAGUGCGGGAGGUUACAAACCAGUAUGAGGAAGAAUACCAAAGGCGUGUUGAGGAAUUUAUUCUGGGCGAAGGACGCAACGCUACCAAGCUACACACUUACUUGCGAGCGUUGGCGUACCAGAUUCCUGGUAACAUAGCCUGGAGUUUGCGUUGCCCAAGGUACCACCCCGAACUUUGCGAGAAGGCAGGCCAUCUUCUGGAGGAUGAAAUGUCCUCUGAAAAGGCAACGGAUGUAUUAAGUCACCCUGUUGAUCAAGAGCGAGAGUCGAAUACAUCCGGGUCCGAGAAGUCGCCCGUGUGGACUGCCGAUGAUAAUUCCUCGAAAAGGUCGUCUGUAUCAUCUAUUGAUUCAUUCGCAGAGGAGGCUGAACUACCUAAGCAGGAGCAGCUGGGCACAGAGGUAGGGCGCAUGGCGAUCUAUCAUAGUGUCCGAGAAGCAUUUGUUGAUGCGAUGAAUGUAUGGCUGAUCCUUCCGAGCGAUGUCGUAAAUCGCGUCAAAUCCAUCGCAGAAACACUUCAUAACGCUUCUCUCAUGCUAGACGAUAUCGAAGACUCAUCGCCACUCCGCCGUGGGCAACCAGCAGCCCAUACAAUAUUCGGACAGGGCCAAACCAUCAAUUCAGCCAAUUACCUACUAAUACAGGCGAUGGACCAAGUACGACAGCUUGACAAUCCGAGUUGCAUGGAGGUUUUUGUGGAAGAGAUGCGGAACCUUUUCAUCGGUCAGAGCUUCGACCUGUACUGGACUCGGCAAGGCGAGUGUCCAUCGCAGGAUGAGUACCUCGAGAUGAUUAGCCAAAGCGGUCUAUUUCGCUUACUCGCUCGGCUGAUGACGGAAAAGGCAUCGUCACAUCACAACAGCACUAUCACGCUUGACUCGCUCGUCAGCCUACUGGGUCAAUACUUCCAGAUCCGCGACGAUUAUAAGAAUCUAACAGAGGAUUAUACGACGCAGAAAGGAUUCUGCGAAGACCUCGACGAGGGCAAAUAUUCCUUCCCAUUAGUUCAUGCGCUCACUACGCAGCCGCAAAACUUCCGUCUGCGUGGUAUCCUGCGAGAAUCGCGAAACACCGAAGGCAUGAGUCUGCCCCUGAAACAAUGUGUUCUGGAACAGCUGAAACAGGCUGGGAGCAUGGAGCAUACGCACUCGAUACUGGAAAAGUUGAUGAAGGAUAUCAUGGGUGAGAUUGGGUCCCUGGAACAGAAGACAAAGUGCUCGAACUGGGUGCUACGAUUAUUGGUGACUCGACUACGAGUUUGA